CAGCUGACAAGGAGGAACUACAAUAUGUGGACGUGAAGCACCUGACUAAAACAUUAUUAUUAUGAAUAUAAGCAGUGCGUGGAUUAACCGGUUCUUAUCCGGGAUGCAGUUGGCUAGGCAAUAAAUGAGCGGAACGUCACAACAAGGAAACCAGAGCACGUACAACAAGGAAAAUACAGCACGUACUGUACAUGAAUGAAACCUUGUAAAAUAAUGGGUAUUUCUGUGGGCGUGGAUUCCCCAGAAGUGUCAGGGAUAGGCGUACAAAUGCUGCAGAGGUUCUGCCCUGUUCCUACCAGAGAAUUCUGUGCGCACCGGGUGCACCUCAUUCUAGUGGCAGCCGAACGUCUGGCCCUGUACUGGUGUGUUGGGCAGUGACAGCCUGGAACGUAACUGGGAACACAAACAGGACAGAAGAGCCAGCAAGGAGCAAGUGGGAGGGAAGUCGGACAGGUAACAAGGGUGAGCUGCUCUGGAAGAAAGUGAUCCAAAAUGGCACCUGUGCAUACUGCUAAGAAAACAGAAAAUGAUCAAGCCACAUCAAAUCUUGUCCACGUUGAUAAUCCACACCUAGAAAAAAUGAAAGAAGACAUUUUGUACCAUUUUGACAUUGGAACUGGGACUCAUGAUUUUCCUGCUAUGUUUGGCGAUGUGAAGUUUGUCUGUGUUGGAGGAAGCCCAUCCAGGAUGAAAGCAUUUGCACAGUACAUAAAUGGAGAGUUGGCAUUGGGUGACCCCAACUCUGAUGUUGCCAAUAUCUGUGCAGGAACUGAUCGCUAUGCAAUGUAUAAAGUUGGACCUGUCUUAUCUAUCAGUCAUGGCAUGGGAAUUCCAUCAAUAUCUAUUAUGCUCCAUGAAUUGAUAAAGCUGCUGUAUCAUUCCAAAUGCACCAACGUCACGAUUAUUCGCAUUGGCACUUCUGGUGGUAUAGGUUUGGAACCUGGUUCUGUGGUAAUAACAAGUCAGUCUGUGGAUGCUUCAUUUAGACCUCAGUUUGAACAGAUAAUCCUUGGAAAAACUGUAGUUCGGAACACAGAGUUGGAUUCUGAGCUUGCCCGAGAAUUCUUUCAGUGUAGCAAAGAGAUCAACAAGUUCAACACAGUCAUUGGAAAUACAAUGUGCACCUUGGAUUUUUAUGAAGGUCAAGCUCGCCUUGAUGGAGCAUUUUGUUCAUAUACCGAGGAAGAAAAAAUGCAGUACUUGAAAGCAGCAUAUGAUGCAGGAGUAAGAAAUAUUGAAAUGGAGUCUUCUGUGUUUGCAGCGAUGUGCAAUAUAAGUGGACUGAAAGCUGCCGUAGUAUGUGUUACACUUUUGAACCGUCUGGAAGGCGACCAGAUCAGUAGCUCACAUGAAGUGCUUGUGGAUUAUCAACAAAGGCCUCAAAAACUUGUUGGUUUUUUCAUCAAGAAACAUCUGAACAAAGCUUGAACCUGGAAUGAAGAUCAAAAGUUCUGUGUUACUUGCAGACUAGUAAAUUUGUGUUAUUGUUCAUUCUGCUCUGUGAAAGUCCUGUCUGUUUAAAUUUUAGGAAUUGAUAUCUUAUAUAAUUUAUAGGUCCCCCUGCUAAAGACUGUAAAACCUACAGCACCUGAAAUCAAGCACCUGCAGAUUACCGUAAAUUUUACGUUUCUGCUUUCUUUAUUAACCUGUGUACCUAUCAAUAUGCAAUUUACAUAGCAGCCAGCUUAGCUGGGGGCAAAAUGGUAAAAAUAUGUAUAUAAUAUAACAUACAUUUAAAUUAAAAUAAUAUUUUUGCCUUACUUUUUUGUUUUAAAAGACCAAUACACAUGUACUCUAUGUCAUUAAUGUGAGCAUUCUGAAGUUUUUACAAUUACAAGUGAGGCACAUAUUUUGUUAAACUACAAUAACAUUUUAGUGGCAUACUUAUCAAAUUUCAUAUUUGUUUUAUGUAGACUUUAGAGUUUUCCUCUAGGUCAGUAUUUUUUUACUUUUAAAAAAACAUUUCACAAAAAGUAAAAAAAAAAAAAAGUGGCUCAGUUUAAUGCUUCCCCACUUUUACCACACCAAAAAAGUUUUGAAAAUAAUUCUAUUCUAUGUUUUUUUUUUUUCACUAAUGAGAAUGUGGCACCAGGGCAUUUGUUUGAACUUUGACAAACCUGCGUAGGGGUUGAUAGUAUAAACUAAAUGGGCCGGAGUUAAAAUACAUUUUGAUUUAUUCUUUAGAGUGAUAUUUUUUUGUUAUUUUUAAAAAAUAUUUUGUUUUAAUUUUUUAUAAAAGUUCUAAAUUGUUAUUUAAUUUUUGAGUGGUGCUGAUUUGAAGUUUGAACAGAGAGAACAGGUUAAUUACUCAUUACACUAUUUAGUUAGGUAAGAAUCUGUGAGUACAUGUAAGGGGAGUGACUGUAUAUAGUAUGUGUGGGGGAUUUUGCAAUGUAUGUUUUCUACACUUACCUUACUCAGGACAUAUUUAAAAAACAGGAUGUGAGACUGCAAAUACCAAAAACGUGGGGAAUAAAUAUUUUUCUUAAUGUUGCCAAAAAUACACAAACACAUUGUGUUGCAUAAUUUAUAUUAUAUAUAUAUUAUCAAAUAUAACAAUAAAGACGUGUGUGUUACAUUAA
Xenopus tropicalis (tropical clawed frog) is the source of this 2582-nucleotide messenger RNA. The record is from RefSeq and is a predicted model, not a curated record. Lineage: Eukaryota; Metazoa; Chordata; Amphibia; Anura; Pipidae.